AUGGCGAUCGCACGUCCGAUUCGCAUGCUAGGCGCUGCAUGCAUCCUAUUGACUCUAUUCCUCAUCUUCAACUUACACCAGUCUCCUGAUCAGCCUUCAACCAAAUUGGUCAAUGGCAUGACCCGGGAUCCCCUUCUAGACCCCACCGGUGAACCGGAAGGAGAAUUAUGGCGAGCAGACGAGAACGAUUACUCCCCCGAUAGCGAAAACUCGGCGCGCACCAAUGCCGCUCUGAUCACCUUGGUCCGCAAUGAGGAACUUCACGACCUGCUCAAGACCAUGAAAGACCUUGAGCGCACCUGGAACAGCAAAUUCAACUAUCCCUACAUCUUCUUCAAUGACGUUCCUUUCACCGACGAGUUCAAGCGCAUGACCCAGGCCGCCACCAAGGCCCAGGUUCAAUAUGAGUUGGUUCCCAAGGAGCACUGGGAGGUCCCUAGCUGGAUCAACAUGGACCUUUUCCGUGAAUCUGCUCAGCUGCUGGAGGAGCAGAACAUUCAGUACGCGUCGAAGGUCUCCUACCACCAGAUGUGUCGCUGGAACAGCGGCAUGUUCUACAAACACCCGGCCCUCGAGAAAUACCGUUACUACUGGCGCAUUGAGCCCAAGGUCCAGUUCUUCUGCGAUGUUGACUAUGAUGUUUUCAAGUACAUGGAGGACCGCAACAAAACCUAUGGCUUCACCAUCAACCUCUAUGAUGCCCCUCAGACUAUCGAGACUCUUUGGCCACAAACCAAGAAGUUCUUGGCAGCCAACCCCUCAUACCUCAGCGACAACAACAUGAUGGAUUGGAUCACCGAUGAUCAGGCUCGCCCCGAACACACCGAGAAGGCCAACGGCUACUCGACUUGCCACUUCUGGUCCAACUUUGAGAUUGGUGACCUGGAUUUCUUCCGUGGCGAAAAAUACGAGGCUUACUUCCAGCACCUUGACCGUGCGGGUGGCUUCUUCUACGAGCGCUGGGGCGAUGCACCCGUCCACUCGCUUGGAAUCGGUCUGUUCGCUGACUCCAACAAUGUACACUGGUUCCGUGAUAUCGGAUACAACCACAUUCCCUACUACAACUGCCCUAACUCGCCCAAGUGCUCGGGAUGCAAAGCUGGCCAGUUCUUCGGCGGUGCCGACUGGCUGUCCAAGGAGGAUUGCCGCCCGACCUACUUCAAGUACGUCGGAACACACUAA
This is a messenger RNA of Penicillium verhagenii, 1182 nucleotides long. Its product is annotated as glycosyltransferase family 15 protein. The transcript has 4 exons. Gene Ontology annotation, molecular function: alpha-1,2-mannosyltransferase activity. Gene Ontology annotation, biological process: cell wall mannoprotein biosynthetic process; protein N-linked glycosylation; protein O-linked glycosylation. Gene Ontology annotation, cellular component: membrane; Golgi apparatus. The record is from RefSeq and is a predicted model, not a curated record. Lineage: Eukaryota; Fungi; Ascomycota; Eurotiomycetes; Eurotiales; Aspergillaceae. The coding region runs from base 1 to 1182 and encodes 393 amino acids.